AUGAAGGUUUCUUCCUCCGUCGUUAUCCUGGCUGCCGCCCUCGGCGUCUCUGCCCACCCCAGCGGUCACGCUCACCAGCGCGCCCACGGUCGCCGUGACUUUGUCGUCGCCAACAAGCCCGUCACCGUCACCGAGUACGCCACCCAGGUCGUCGGCCAGGCUGCCCCUACCGCCCCCGCCCAGGUGAACCAGGCCGCCUACGAGGCCCCCGCUUCAAGCAAGGAGGCUGCUGCUCCCGCUACCUCCUCCGCCGCUGAGUCCGGCUCCGACUCUGGUGCUGGCUACAAGGAGUUCUGCGGCGGCAAGAAGUCCAAGCGUGCCACCGUUGAGCAGAUCGCCUACAAGGGCAACACCGGUACCUCUGACGACUACGGCUGCAACAUCAUGGCCGUCGACUCUUCGGUUGCCGACGAGUACAAGUACACCGCCACUUUCAAGAACGCCGGUUCCAAGGCCCAGCAGUGCGUCUGCUUCAACAAGAUUGGCCCUGAUGGUGGUAUCAACGGCUUCUGGAAGGGCAACCAGGCCAUCACCUUCAACCUCGCCGGCAAGGGCUCCCAGGUCAUCGCCUUUGACGAGAACUCCCAGGGUGGUUGCGCCUGCGGCGUCGGCUCCGUCCCCACCACCGCCAUCGGCCAGUUCGCCUCCACCUGGCUCGAGUUUGACUUUGGCAACGAGUCCAACAAGAAGUGGUCCGGUGCUGAUGCUUCCUGCCUCGUCUCCGCCGCCGAGAACCUCGACAUUCCCGGUCUCCAGGUCUGCGGCCACGGCACCUGCUCCACCAUCUACCCCGGUGGCACUGGUGAGAACGCCUACCUCGGUGGCAUGGAGGACCUCGACGGCAUCGGCCUCAACCUCCCCGCCGGCAAGGCCCGCCUCACUGUCACCGUCGCCUAUUCUAAGUAA
Molecule: messenger RNA, 906 nt
Organism: Fusarium keratoplasticum
Lineage: Eukaryota; Fungi; Ascomycota; Sordariomycetes; Hypocreales; Nectriaceae
Exons: 1
Coding region: 1-906 (301 amino acids)
Cellular component (GO): extracellular region
Molecular function (GO): IgE binding
Source: RefSeq, a predicted model, not a curated record